Molecule: messenger RNA, 2205 nt
Organism: Eleginops maclovinus (Patagonian blennie)
Lineage: Eukaryota; Metazoa; Chordata; Actinopteri; Perciformes; Eleginopidae
Gene: foxf1
Product: forkhead box F1
Exons: 2
Coding region: 306-1448 (380 amino acids)
Biological process (GO): animal organ morphogenesis; regulation of transcription by RNA polymerase II
Cellular component (GO): nucleus
Molecular function (GO): RNA polymerase II cis-regulatory region sequence-specific DNA binding; DNA-binding transcription factor activity, RNA polymerase II-specific
Source: RefSeq, a predicted model, not a curated record
AGUAAAAAGUGAGCUCCUCGGACGCACGACAACACACCAACUGAAGUGGAAAGCGGCUCCUGUUCUGCUCCUCAUCCCAUUUCGGACGCGUAGUACAAGGCUUCAGGCUGCUGCAGGACUGCAUCGAGAGGAAGAAGUCAGAGUUAGGAAGGCAGUUUCGAUUUGGGCUCGCUCGUAAAGUUUCCCUACGGUUUCUUGUUUGACUCUUUAUGCCAACUCAUUAGCAUCUUACUUCGUAUAGUUUAUAGCUGGAAAGGUGGAAACCAACUAUUUUCGUUUGCCAUCUCGAAGAUUACAUUUAACUAAUGACGGCAGAGGUCCAGCAGCCCCCAGCGCAGACUCCUGCUCAGAGCAGUCCAAUGUCUGCCCCGGAGAAGCCGCACGGACAGACGGCAGUGAUGGAAACUGCAUCCUCCACUACGAAAACCAAAAAGACAAACGCGGGGAUCCGCAGACCAGAGAAACCCCCAUAUUCAUACAUCGCCUUAAUAGUCAUGGCUAUCCAGAGCUCUCCAACCAAGCGCCUGACGCUCAGUGAAAUAUACCAGUUCCUACAGAGCCGUUUCCCGUUUUUCCGGGGCUCAUACCAGGGAUGGAAGAACUCCGUGCGUCACAACUUGUCUCUGAACGAAUGCUUCAUAAAACUACCCAAGGGCCUCGGCAGGCCCGGGAAAGGCCACUACUGGACUAUCGACCCGGCUAGUGAGUUUAUGUUUGAGGAAGGGUCCUUCAGAAGGAGACCCAGGGGUUUUAGGCGCAAGUGCCAGGCGCUCAAGCCCAUGUACAGCAUGAUGAACGGCCUGGGCUUCAACCACAUCCCCGAGUCCUACAACUUCCAGGGGAGCGGCGGGGGACUAUCCUGUCCACCUAACGGCCUGUCCCUGGACAGCGGGAUUGGGAUGAUGAAUGGACACUUGGCGGGUAACAUGGAAGGGAUGGGUCUGUCCGGGCACACCAUGUCACACUUGUCGACCAACGGUGGACAUUCCUACAUGGGAAGUUGUACAGGAUCCACCGGGAGUGAUUAUCCACACCACGACAAUUCCGGCUCCCCUCUGCUCACCAGUGGAGGAGUCAUGGAGCCUCAUCCGGUCUACUCGAGCUCAGCCUCUGCGUGGGCUCCGGCCCCCUCGGCCUCUAUGAAUAACGGGGCCUCCUACAUAAAACAGCAGCCUCUAUCUCCUUGUAACCCAGGGGCAAACUCACUGCAGCCAAGCUUGCCCACACAUUCAUUAGACCAAUCGUACUUGCACCAGAACGGGCACAGUACUACAGAUUUACAAGGUAUUCCUCGGUACCAUUCCCAGUCUCCAAGCAUGUGUGACCGAAAGGAGUUUGUGUUCUCGUUCAACGCCAUGACGUCUUCUGCGAUGCACUCACCGAGCAGCAGCUCGUACUACCACCACCAGCAGGUUUCCUACCAGGACAUUAAGCCCUGCGUCAUGUGAUGCCCCGGCGGACAACCCGCAGACCAGAGGACGGUUUCCCAGGUCGGUGAACUGAAAGGAGAACAAAUGAGUUAACUAACCACUGAGAGACAUAAAGGCAUGCCCCGGCCAAUGGAGAGCGUUCACAGCUUCGAGCCGACCGGACUACUUUUAUGUACUGUUUCACACAGCGACAACACGGAGACAGGCCCAUCACAAAUCACCCACAUAAUAAUGAUAAUAACAAUAAUAAUAAUAUAUAAUAAUGAUAAUAAUAAUAAUGAUAAUAAAGAAAAACGUUUUCAUGCCAUCAACAUCGACCAGCGGGGUAAAGACUGGGUGUAUGAAACCCUGCUGCUGUUUGGUACUUAGUCCUUCUUAGCGGAUGACUACCACUUCACACUUUUGUUAUUUUUGUUUUUCUUCUUGAAGUAAGUCAAUGUAAAAAUGCACACACUUUUAUCUGCCUAAAGUUUUAACUUGUCUUUUCUUUGACAAAUUAGAUUGAGGCUCCUUUUUUUUCUUUCUUGGACUUCCAUACCAGCGUUGAAUUUUGGAAUGAACCGUUUUAGACAUCACAUAAACAUGUUCAUAUAUUCUGUGUAAAAAUUGAUGAAGGCACUUUUUGAAUAGCCUAUAAGCGCAUCUUUUUAUUUAUUCUUGUGGCCUACAUAUUUUAAUUUCAGGCGAAUUGGCCAAAGACGUAUAUUCUUUAUUGGCAAUAUUUGUCAGAACGCUUGUUAUUUGUUUUAAAAUGAAAAUUGAGGAUAUAUUGUAA